AUGGACUUGAAAGUUGAGGCAAGUCGAACAGGAAUUGAAGCACGUCUUCGUGCUCGACGCGGCGAGAUCACCGGUUCUAACACCGGAGUUGCCAGCACGGACUUCAGGAGACUAUGUCUCCGCAACCUGGUCUCACUCCCCUUGCUGGAGCAAAUGGAACCCGGAUCACGCGCCAUCAAGUUAGCCUCUGGCAGAGACAUCAGCACCGUCAUUCCACGGUACAACAUCUACCAGGACGGCGAGCUGUACAAGGAAGGCAUCUCAACCAUCACAACCGAAUGGAGUGACCAACAUGUCGGCUUCCUCAUCGACUGCUCCUUUACGCUUGAGACCGCGUUGGCCGCAGCUGAUCUGAAGCCCCGGAACAUGAUCGAAGGAAAGGCACCUCGAGUUAAAGUCUCGUCCGUUCAGCUUAGCCCUAUGGGUGCCUUUACCGGGCGCAUAUGGCCGUCAGGAUGCGCUGGUAUCAGCCUGAGCACUUGGCUCAGGUGCGGGUUAUAA
Molecule: messenger RNA, 501 nt
Organism: Aspergillus mulundensis
Lineage: Eukaryota; Fungi; Ascomycota; Eurotiomycetes; Eurotiales; Aspergillaceae
Exons: 2
Coding region: 1-501 (166 amino acids)
Biological process (GO): glutamate metabolic process
Molecular function (GO): D-glutamate cyclase activity
Source: RefSeq, a predicted model, not a curated record